AUGGCAGGAACAACAUUCUAUUUCGUCGAUGGCGCUCAAAACAACAGAGCUGCCAAGAAGCUGGCACGGAGCCAUGUCAUGAAGGGCAAGAAUGCUGGCAAAAAAUUCCACCGGCGAUCAAGGCUGCAACUCGUACCGCCAAGGGUCAAUGCAGGUGAACGUGCAAUCAUCCUGCGGCGGGAUCUGGACAAAUCGCAAAAAGAGUUCCACUACAGCGAUGAAGAAUACGCCAAGCUUAUGGCCAUUAUGGAAUAUCCUCAUUUUACCCGUAUCAUGAAUAGGUUAUAUCGCUUUAACCCAUGGCUUUCAAUGGAUGAGGUUAGGAGAAUGUGGCUCCCUCUCAUUUUCGCCAAUCAACCGGCUUACCAUUGCAACAUCGCCCUCAUGCAAACGUGCAACGAGAUUUACUCCGACAAUGGAAACAGCUCGCCCAAAGCAUUAUACCAUUUGUCAGAGACGUUCAAUUAUGUUACGAGCCUACUUGCUGGCCCCGAUGCCCUAUCAGAUGCCGCAAUCAUGAUCGUGGUGACUCUUGUCAGCCAAGAGCUGAUCAGAAAGGGAUACGGGAACCUCAGAGUCCAUCUUGAUGGCCUGCAGAAAAUGAUUCAGCUUCGUGGUGGCCUGCCCAAACUUGAAGGAAGUGUUGGACUAUUAAUGAAACUAUGCAAAGUAGAUAUUAUGCUUGCAAUUCAGCAUGGUGGGCCGCCAUUAUUCUUUAGAGAUUGCAUGGCCAAAGUACGGAAUAUCUUGGCACGCAAAAAGAUAGACUUCGAUGGCAAUGCUGCCACAUUGUGCCCGCAGCACGAUUUGCUAGAACCAUAUCUUCACGACAUAUUGGUGGAUAUGAUGGGGGCGACGUCGCUAUUCAACAGGGGCGUAAAACUCGAUUUGGAAACUCUUCAAGAGAUGAUAUUCUCGAUUGGAUACCGCCUCACACAGUUCCGCCCUUCAGAAGAAGAACGAAGACUAUGGCAGCUACAAGAUUCCUACCACACGGGCCUGACAAUAUUGACAAUGACUAUCUUUCUACAUGGUGGACGCCGCCAAAUUUUGGACUACGAACGCUUAGAUCGUCGACUGAAGGAAAUUCUUGACAGUGAUCUGGAAGAUCACAAUCCUGAACUCGCCCUCUGGCUUUUAAUUCUUGGUGGUGUUUGGGUGUCAGAUGGCUACGAUGAGCACUGGCUUCCACCAAGGAUACCGUCAAUUGCAAUGAGACUCAAUAUUCGCAGCUGGGAUGAAGUAUACACCAUCCUUGGUCAUUUCCCCUGGAUUCAUGUCUUGCACGAUGACCCGGGCCGUGCGUUAUGGGAUCGAUCGCACCAGGACGAGCUAAUGUCGAGCUGGAUAAUGUUGUGAAACCUAGUAUUUCAUCUUCAACUGUACUAAGUCUCUAUUUCCUCGAUUAUAUGGACACGAGGAGCCCAAAGGCUCAUAAUCUUAAAUAACCUCACCAAGAGAACUUUUCCUUCACCAGAUCUUCCGAUACCGCCCAGAGCCUCUCAGCCUCGCUGCUGGAUACAGCGAGGGGGUGUGCGGCAUUACUAAUUUGACAAUCAACUAGGAAAGAUCCGUAAUUCUCCUUGCCAUCGACGGUCUCACCGGGUUUCAGUUUGGGAUCCAGAGCAGCUACCAGCGAAGUUGAAGCUCCCGAGCCGAGGGUUUGGUAGAGAAACAUGCCCUUUUCUCUCAUGACUUCCAAGGCUGCCCGUUGUUCCUCAGUAAAGGCCCUGCCCAAAUCCGUUGGCAUGACACCAGGAUGCACGGCC
This is a messenger RNA of Trichoderma harzianum CBS 226.95, 1769 nucleotides long. RefSeq lists its product as hypothetical. Bases 1 to 1359 code for a protein of 452 amino acids. The transcript has 4 exons. The record is from RefSeq and is a predicted model, not a curated record. Lineage: Eukaryota; Fungi; Ascomycota; Sordariomycetes; Hypocreales; Hypocreaceae.